This is a messenger RNA of Nematolebias whitei (Rio pearlfish), 4613 nucleotides long. It is a transcript of the gene phldb2b, whose product is annotated as pleckstrin homology-like domain, family B, member 2b. Gene Ontology annotation, biological process: regulation of microtubule cytoskeleton organization. Gene Ontology annotation, molecular function: protein binding. Lineage: Eukaryota; Metazoa; Chordata; Actinopteri; Cyprinodontiformes; Rivulidae. The record is from RefSeq and is a predicted model, not a curated record. Gene Ontology annotation, cellular component: basal cortex. The coding region runs from base 23 to 4240 and encodes 1405 amino acids. The transcript is spliced from 23 exons.
GUAUAAGCCUGAGUCAGAUCAGAUGUAUCCAGCUCCACAUAAGUCUUCACCCUUGGACCUUAUUGACACGAGCAAAGGCUUGAAGGUCCAGACAGCUGCCCCUCAUCUAGUCAGCCUGGGCAGUGGGAGGCUGAGUGUGGCAAUUACUGUGCUCCCACUCAAAGAAGGGGUGACUCGAAUAGGCAGAGAAGAUGCUCCGAUUCUCCAGGAUAUCACGAUCCAGGGGCCUGGCAUCGAGGCUGAGCACUGUCUCAUCAUCAAUCAAGGAGGGGUUGUGACCCUUGACCCCUGUGGUCACCUCUGCAGUCUGGAUGGAGUCCAGGUCACGGUGCCUACACCACUCACUCAGGGAUAUUCUUUGUGUCUGGGUAAGUCAUAUUACUUCCGGUUCAACCAUCCUGAAGAGGCCAGCAGAAUGAAGAGCAUGCUUCCUCAGAAGAGCCCAGUGUCAGCUUUAGCCUACAAUACAGACUAUUUGAAGUUUAGCAGCGAUUAUAGUCAUGCAGUCGUGGGGGGUACCAGUAGUGCCAGGGGUAUGAGAUCAGCCUCGGAGCUUCGGGAUUUGAUGGACACCCUGCAACGCAAGAAAAUUGCUCUGGAAAACAGCCUGAGGGCUAAUGGGAAUGCUAACCCCUCCUACUUUAGCAUGACACAGUCUCCUCCCACUACACCCGUUUCAACUCCUGCAACAUCUUCAUCAGUCUAUCAGGAACAGGCAAGGCGUUUCUACAGCUCUGAUCGCCCACCUAUGUCUUUGAAAUCUGCUCCCCCUCCUUCCUCUGGACGACGAUCAGACCCUUCUUCUUCUUUGGCCUCGCGCAUCUCAGUCGGCCGCAGUCAGGACAAUGGUGGCGUCGCAGACAGCCGUCGACCGCACAAUCUAGGUUCCUCUCCUAUGCUCUCAACGUGGAAUGGUGGAGGUUCUUCCUCUUCGGUUACUGGUGGCGAUAACUUCCUCCUCUCUGUUACUCCCUCCUCGUCAUCCCGCGCUUCAUCGGCAGGAGGUGCAGUCAGCAUGCCCUCAAGCCCUCGUUUAGGUCGUCGUACCUACGGGAACCAAGAACCAUCACCCAGCAGUCGAACCAGGAAGUACUCAGCAGGGUCACUGAACAGCAUGAUAACAGGGGGGCACAGCCGCUCGCUGCCACGUCUUUGCCCUUCCCCAUCUCCUCGCAGUGACAGCAACGGGACGCUUUCUUUGUCAAUGCUUCCUCCACGGCGGUCUGAUAUUGCAGGGGCUUACAAAUACAGCAAAGACCUUCACAGCAACAGUCCGAAUGUCAGCCUUGAACUCAACAAGUCCAUCCAGCAAGUGUCUAACAGAAAUCAAACCCAGAGCAGCACUCACAGUGAAGGUGUUGUGUCCAUCUCCCUUUCUUCGUCCAAGAGCUCCACCAGUCAUUCCAUCUCUUCUACAACUGCCCCGCCAGAUGUGACAAUCCCAUCCAAAGCAGGAGGCUCCUCUUCCCCUCGUGUUGCCAAAAAACUUAGCCUGGCCUCCACCAGCUCACUGGGCUCUGUGAGCUCCACAAGUUCCAGCCCUCCAGAACAAGAACGUCUUUCCAGCCAAGGGGUCUCUCUGGGACUAGAUGUACAUAUGGGAGAGAGAGAAAGACGAGGACUAGAGUUCACCUGUGGCCCAGGACAUGGAGAGAGGAGGACUUCAUUUGGGAAGGCGGGACUCGAACCUGGGAUUGGUUUGGGGGAGAGGAGACAGUCAUUCAGCAAAGCUGGGAUGACUCCUCCGGGGGGGUUUAGGGAGAGAAGAGGGAGCAUCAGCUCACUGAGUGGAAAGGAAGAAUUAACGGAUUACCACCAUCGACAAAAAGAAGAAAGACUUCGCGAGCAGGAGGUGGAGAGACUGGAAAGGCAGCGGCUUGAAACCAUCUUGUCUCUGUGCUCUGAGCUCGGCCGGACCGAAAGCGAUGGAGGUGGAUCAGCACCGAGGUCAACCUCGGCUGUCGCAAACCUUCAGAAGAUCAACCAGGAGCUGGAGAAGCUCCAGCUGAACGAUGACGACGACGAGGACGAUGAUGCGCCGUCCGUAUUUUCGGACUCUUCGGCUGUUAAUGGGACGUCAGAGAAGGGUCACGUGACCUCCCCUGGAUCUGAGAACGGCUACUAUGAUGACGAUCUGCAGGUACGACGAAGGCGCAGCAGUGGACCCAGAGACUACCGGGCUGAAUCACCUGUCAGCCUGCGAAGCUUUGCUCCCUCACCUGCUCCACGUCUGCACAGAAAGAACGAGGUCGUAGAAGAUGCAGCUGGCCGCUCAAUGCCCUCAGAGGAGGAAGUGAGGCGUGUGGAGGAGGAGAGGAUUCAGGUGCUGAACAACAUUGAGGAGCUGGAGCAAAAAAUCAAAGAGCUGGACAACCAAGUGGAAGAAUCUGCCCGAGAGGUGGAGGUUGAGCGAGCGCUGGUCGAGGCUGAGCAGGAGUCUGAAGUAGCGGCUCUGGAACAGGAAAAAAACGCUUUGGAGGCUCUUCACAACAAAAUAGAGGAACUAGAGACAAAGUCCCAGCAGGAAAAAGAAAAGGCAAGCGAGUUGCUGCAGGCAGAAAGGGGCAGAGUAGAGAGGUUGGCUCAGAUUGUGUGCGAGCAGCGCUCUCAGCUGGACAGCUGCCCUGAAGCCACCAAGGAACCCCUGCAGGAGCAGCUAGCCAGGGACUGUGAGGUGCUCGAGACAGAAACGAAGCGUUUUGAAGACCUGGAGUUCCAGCAGCUGGAAAAGGAGAGCAGACAGGACGAGGAGAAGGAGACGCAUACGCAGCAGCUUCUCCGGGACAUCGCAGACUACCAGCGCAGCACCGUCACUCGCAAGGAGCGAUUGUUGACGCUGAAGAAGCAGGCGGAGCAGAUUACCCAGCAGGCCGAGCGAGAAAAGGAGACCUUCUUGAAGGAGAGGAGCAACCUGGAUUCAAUGCUGCAGAGAGAGAAGGAAAACCUCGCCUCACUGGAAAGAAAAUACACUGACCUCACUGGCGGCCGCAGUUUCACUUUAAGGGAGGGCUAUGUCACAGUCAGUGAGAUCAAUGAGCUUUACUCACAGCUUGGGCAGCACCCUAAACCUGCCCCUGCCCCCUCUCUGGUCAAAGCCUCACCCGAGUCCGAGGUAACACUUUCCCCUGAAGACGACACCCCCAAAUCUGCGGAGGACGAGCAUUUCCGUUUGCUGGAAGAGAGGAAGCGGUUUGAGAAAGACGAUGGGUCACAUGUGAGUGAUACUUUACCCAGAAAGAGAGCCAUUCCCGCCUUAAACACCCAGUUUACAUGCUCGACACUUGGCCGCAACUUUCAAACCAAGACCCAUCAGCCUCUGGUCCAAAGUACAAGUUGUGGCAGCAUUCUUCCAAGAAUACUUUCUUUAUCUAACAAGGACAGUGAACAUCGGCGGCUGCAGAAAGGUCAGUCAGACUCCAGAGCAGCCUCCCAGACAAACGUCUACCUCGAUGCCUUUAGGUACCGUGACAACCAGGCCUUUGACACGAUGAGUGUGGACAGCAGCGACUCCGUUGAAACCAGCAUCUCUGCUUGCUCACCUGACAAUGUCUCCAGUGCCAGUACGUCAAAUAUGGCCCGGCUAGAGGAGAUGGAGCGCCUGCUGAGGGAAGCACAAGUCGAGAAGAACCGCCUCCUGGAACACAAGGAGCGAGAAAUGGAAAUGCGAAAGCAGGCCCUGGAAGAAGAAAGGAGAAGAAGAGAGGAACUGGAGAAGAGGUUACAGGAGGAGACGAGCAGACGUCAAAAACUCAUAGACCGUGAAGUGAAACUGCGAGAAAAGCAAAGGGCACAGUCACGGCCACUGACUCGGUACCUGCCCGUGAGGAAGGACGACUUCGACUUGCGCGCUCACAUUGAGUCAGCGGGCCACAGCACAGACACGUGCUUCCACUUAUCCAUGUCUGAGAAGACCUGCCGAGGCUACCUGGUCAAGAUGGGGGGCAAGAUCAAAACCUGGAAGAAACGCUGGUUUGUCUUUGACCGCAACCGACGCACACUCUCCUACUACUCAGAUAAACAUGAGGCCAAACUAAAAGGAGUGAUUUACUUCCAAGCAAUUGAAGAAGUUUAUUACGAUCAUCUGAAGAGCGCACAUAAGAGUCCAAACCCGUCCUUAACAUUCAGUGUGAAGACUCACGAUCGAGUCUACUACAUGGUCGCUCCCUCUCCUGAGGCCAUGAGGAUCUGGAUGGAUGUGAUCGUCACAGGCGCUGAAGGGUACACCCAGUUCAUGGUGUAGUGACGCAUCAACGGUGACAGUUUCUGCUAAAAUAUGUUGCGCUGUGAGAGAGGAGCUCGCAGAGCCGCGUGGAAUCAUCUGAAAAAACUUUUCCCACUCACACGGAAAGCUAGCAUUCAGUAUUCGUCCGAUUUGUUCUCACAAACGGACCUUUGUGUAGGUGUUGAUCGUAAAUGUAAAUACACUCAGGAUGUACACAACGUGAGCUGAUCUGAAUCUGAACUGAGCAUUCUUGCUGUUGUGGAUGAACGGAAACACAGCAGGGAUAAUACCUCUGCUCGUUUUGUCUUAGUAACCGCAUACCCUAUGCGCUCUCACUAGAAUAGAAUAAACUCCUAAUUUAUUCCUCAGUGAGGAAAUUCCAAUGCAUCAG